GCGCUGUAAAAGACCCACUUAAAUCGAAUCUAAGUGAAUAUAUUUUAUGAACCUCUUGUUCAAAAGGCUGUUCUCUUUCAAGUCGAAGAACUGUACCCAAAUUACACAAUAUUACAAUCAUUCAAUCUAUUUGUGUAACGGUCAAAUGUUUGAGUGAAAUAAAUCAAGAACACUUAAUACAACUGUCAUGUGCAUAAAACAAAGAUUGGUAGAUACAUGCUGAUAACGCAUUUUUAACAUAUGUUCGAUUUGACUCAGUGUUUGUAUUCUGAUAUAUAUUAAGAAGUGUUCCUUUGAAGGAAUCCCAAAAUUCUUUUCAAAUCAUAAUACAUUUUACAAUAUGUUUUAACGAGAUUUUAGCAGAACGGAUUUUUCGUGGAGAUUUGGAAAGACUAAAUUUAUAACCGUAUAUUUCUAUUUCAGUUGGGAUUUAAUUUAGUGCUUUGACACAACCACUAAAAUUACAAUAAAUGGUCCCAGACAAAUUAUAAUGUAAUAGGCAGUAGUCAGAUUAGACAUUUAUUUUCUUAAUGCAAAACGCAUUAACAUAGACCAUAUUUGCUAUCUGAAAUGAAUAAUGUUUUGUUAAGAUAAUUUGUUUUUCUUAACAUGCAUGUCGAGGAUAUUCGUCUUAUCUACAAGUUUAAAGUUAAACUUUAAAAUCAAUAUACAAGGGAUUUACCAAAAUGUGAUAAAUGUCAGUUACUCAUUUUCAGUUGUAUAAGUAUCCGUGGUGUAGAAUUUUAUUUUAUGAAAUUUUAAAUAUAAAUACGCACAUGUCAGUUUUAAUACGAAGCGAAACUAGUCCCUAGUUUUCAUGCAACAUAUUCUUCGUCUGCCUAUGACAAGAAGAUAACACAAACACAGAUUUCUAACCAAAAAUAGUUCGCGACUUGACGGGACGUAGUAGUACAGAAUUAUAUGGUAAAAUUUAGAACGACCCUCGAUAGGUAGAUUGUAACAUAUUUCGGCACAUUAAGAUAAAUGGCGACGUCUGAAGGACAGACUGAGGGAGGGGAAAAAAUAUGUUGUUCUGUUUGUUUGGAUAUUUAUCAAAGACCAAGACGUUUACCUUGUUCACAUUCAUUUUGUCAUGAAUGUUUAGUUAAAUGCGCAGAAAAGACUGAUCAAAGACAAAAGUUUUGUUGUCCUCUUUGUCGUGUAGAUACGAAAGCAGACACAAGUAAUAUUUCGCGAGCUGGCAUUUGGGUUACCAGAUUUCCAGUAAAUUAUGAAUUGCUUACUCUGGCACAAAAGGAAAGAACUAUAUGGAUGGAAGAACAACCAGGUAAUUUCGAUACACCUGAUAGAGAGACGGCAUCAACGUUUAAUGAACAAUCCCCAAAAAACAAAUUACGGAUAAAUUCAACUAAUGUGAAUAACAACUCAAGCUUAUGCAAAGGCUGUCUACGGGAUGAAACACAUGUACCAGCAACUGUGUAUUGCCGGGAAUGUAGCGAACUACUAUGUGGAGAUUGCAAGAGACAUCACACGAAAAAUAAGUUUACAUCAGGCCAUAUUGUUAUUGACAUGAAAGGUGAUCUGAGUGAAACGAAAAGCUUUGACUAUGUAAACAAACUUACAAAAUGUCAUUACCACCCAACGGAAGAAGUAAAAUAUCUGUGCAAGGACCAUGAUCAACUGUGUUGCAAUGAAUGUGCCGUAAUUACGCACAGAAGAUGUUCCGAUAUAGUUUCUCUUGCAGAUGAAGUGGCUGCCUCACGCUGUCAUAAACGCAUCGAUACUGAUGUAGAAAAAGUAGAAAGACACGCUUCAGCGCUAGCUCAACACGAAUUAGAAUAUAGUGCAGCAUUAGAUCAAUCGGAAAGAUGCAUUAAAGAUGAACUGAAAUGUAUAAAGUUCCAUUUGGACGAUGCAUAUCGCCUAAUUGAAGAAAGCAUAAUACGCCAAUUUAAUUUUACACAUGCUAAGAGGAAAGAGUUGGUCUCUGUCCAGUUAUACAACAUUGAAACGUUGAAAGCUUCUUUAAACCUGUCAAAAGAAAAAAUAUCAGCAACUGAAAAGUUUGGACAAGAAUUGAAUGUCUAUUUGAUGGAAAGGAAAAUGAGAAAUGAAAUGGAACAGCAUGUGAACAUAUUAAAGCAGUUGCACCAAAGUGCUAACAUUGUGGAAACAUAUUUAGCCGGAAAAGAUCUUGUGGCGGGGAACUUGAUGAAAUCUCUCCUAACGGGGUUAUCGUUGACUGACCACAUGAGUAAUGUAGGUCUUCCAGCUUUUCCCAGUUUUGAGACACAACAGAACACAACAGAAACUGUCUCUCACCAGCGCAGAGGUCAUCAAAGCUUCACAAGGCAUGCUCCAAACGUGGGUUUUCAGAGAUACAUGUAGACAAAUACUGAAAUAUACUAUGUCAAUGUACAUAUAAUGUGUAUAAUUUCAGACUCGUUGUCCUUUGACAUCGACAAAUUGGUAAAGGCUCUUAUGGUAACAAAGUGGUCAAAAAGAACUAAAAACAAACUGGUGAAAAGAAAAUGCUAUGUUUCUGGCCAUUAAGUGAAUAUCUAUGGGGCGGCGUAUGAGAAGAAACCGACAAUCUACCAGUGUUCCAAGCGACGUUAAAUUCUAAUAAGUGGAAGUAAAGGUGAAUGAACAUGGACGGAUGGACAGAAUAAAGUGAUGUUAGUAAAGCCUCGCUUGAUGGAAACAUGAUUUGCCUUUUAAGGCGAUUGUUUUCCAGUUAUCAUAAACGUAAAUAAAAUAGUUUAAGGGUGUGUUCGCUUAAUGCAUUUGCAGAACCAAUGUAAAAUUAAAAGUAUAUGGCGUAAUCUGUAAGGGUGUUGCUUCGUUUGUUUUUGAUUUGAGCGUUUGGGUGCUGAGUGAACGGGAAUUUCACACCACAGAGACUAUUUAUCUCAAUUUACAAAAAAAAUCUGAAAAGCCUCAACGCUUCACUAAACACUUGAACUGUACGUUGUUGCUCGCAUUUGAAACGUCAC
This is a messenger RNA of Mercenaria mercenaria, 2957 nucleotides long. Its product is annotated as tripartite motif-containing protein 45-like. Bases 985 to 2349 code for a protein of 454 amino acids. The transcript is spliced from 2 exons. Lineage: Eukaryota; Metazoa; Mollusca; Bivalvia; Venerida; Veneridae. The record is from RefSeq and is a predicted model, not a curated record. Gene Ontology annotation, molecular function: zinc ion binding.